Hordeum vulgare subsp. vulgare (domesticated barley) is the source of this 1092-nucleotide messenger RNA. RefSeq names its product two-component response regulator ORR9-like. The record is from RefSeq and is a predicted model, not a curated record. Bases 209 to 943 code for a protein of 244 amino acids. The transcript is spliced from 5 exons. Gene Ontology annotation, biological process: phosphorelay signal transduction system; cytokinin-activated signaling pathway. NCBI's taxonomy places the organism in Eukaryota, Viridiplantae, Streptophyta, Magnoliopsida, Poales, Poaceae.
UCAUAAUCAUAUCUCCCCGGAAUCCUUUUUCAUGUGCUUCGGAUGCAUAUAAGCUCCACCCCACCCACACGCCCCUGGAAAGCAAAGCAAAGGAGGAAGGAGCUCAUGCCAAGCGCACACACCGCCUGCCUUUCCUCUACCACUCUUGCUUUCUCCUCUAGCAUCCACCUCCUCCAUCACACAAAACACACGCUCUCUAUCUUCUCCGAUGGCGGUGGCGGCGAUCGCAGAGGCUCCGUUCCAUGUCUUGGCCGUGGAUGACAGCGUCCUUGACAGGAAGCUCAUCGAGAGGCUCCUCAAGACAUCUUCGUUCCAAGUUACCACUGUGGAUUCUGGGACCAAGGCUCUCCAGUUCUUGGGGCUCCAUGCCGAGGACGCCUCCAUUUCCUCUGUCCAUGCGGACCAGCUGGACGUCGAGGUGAACGUGAACCUCAUCAUCACUGACUACUGCAUGCCUGGGAUGACAGGAUACGAUCUGCUCAAGAAGAUCAAGGAGUCGUCGUCUUUCAGGGACAUCCCGGUUGUGAUCAUGUCAUCGGAGAACAUACCUUCCAGAAUUAACAGAUGCCUGGAGGAAGGAGCAAAUGAGUUCUUCCUGAAACCAGUACGGCUAUCAGACAUGAGCAAGCUCAAGCCCCAUAUAAUGAAAAGCAGAUGCAAGGAGCACUCCCACGAGGACCAAGACCUGCUAAGCAACAGCGAUACCAACCCCACAAACAACAGCAGCAGCAGAGAUACCAUCACCAUUAGCAGCAGUAACCCCACGGAUCACAGCACAAGCGAUACCAUCAACAGCAGUAAUCCCAUGGAUCACAGCAGCAGCGAUACCAUCAGCAGCAGUAACCCCACGGAUAACAGCAGCGGUGAUAGCAGCAACAUCCGCAAGAGAAAGGCGGCAGAUGGCGAAAUUUUACCCAAGACAAGCAGACCAAACCACAGUUAGCUGAAGAAAGAUUAUUUGACAGCCAAUCUUUCCUUUCUUGGUUCUUCAUCUUACUCGGGUUUUUGACAACUGAUUUGUAUGUAAAACCUAUGCUAGCUCUAGUUUGCAAAAAAGAACGGAAUCCGUGAACGGAUACUGCUUGAAUCCAA